UGCAACAAUUUUAUCUUGACCAUUGACUAAUCAGUCUGUGGUUUCAAGACAUGUUGUCCAAAACAGGUUUUACAGUUGUUGUUACAAAUUUACAUACUAAACGUUUAUGUUUUUCACAUUUAAAUAGAGGGUUCUUUUCUAGGUGAGGAAAUAUUAUGUUCAGCAACUGUUCACAAGCUCUUUCAAAUUUUAAAAGUGGAAAAAUUUGCAAUGCAAUGUCCGAUAUUUGUUUCACAACCCCUACAAAACGAGAAUUCGGAUAAGUUAGUCCCCCACCAUCUUGUAAAAAAAAUAAUUUUAAGAGAGGUCCAGGAAGUUCAAAUGAUAAUAGCGGAGAAAGACAGUCAUCACAGUGAAAUUUGUCAUCUAAUUUUUUUAUAAUGUACCCUGCUAAAAAGGGACAGAAGCGGAAUAAAUAUCUGCACGUUGUUCAAUAUUCUUGCACAAAUUGAUUCUUAAAUAUUUGUCAGCUGGAAAUCCAAAGAAAGGUUUAGUACUGUUCCCACAUAAAUAACAUUUCUUCAUGUCUAACGAUUUGUUUGCAAUUACCGCUCAAAUUAGGAUAAAACAUCAUUGUCAGUCAAUAAAGAAAUCUGUAAUUAAAAAUUAUAAUGCGUAAGGACCACCAGAGUCCGCCAGUUUAGGGUCACUUCAUGGCAUACUUUCCGUACUUGCCAAAAAAUGCCGAAUGGAACGGCCAUAUCUCUUUAGAGAUUAAUGGAGUCGGCCAUGGUGAUCCUUUUGGGUGGCGACAUCUAGAAAUAUUUUGGGCAACUACCACCGAUGACGGCUUAAAAUUUGGCUCAGAAAGAUCAAAGGCGCCGACACGAGUUGUCCAUACUGAUUGAUGUCUAUACUGUGGUUGGGGUCCAAGCUAUUCGCCGGCGAUUGACGGCUGUCACUGCUGUUUCUGUUUUCCUGUCAUUGUCACGUGGUUUUGACUUUACUGACAGUAAUCUGACUCGUUAAUCAACACUCCACAGUUGUGGGUCCCUGGUUGUGGGGGAACCAUUUAACAUUACUAAUGUGUGAUGUAAAUGAAUAUAAUUUAUCUGCAAGGGUUAGUUAGAAAGACUGAGAUAAUGACUGACAAAGAACAGCAAAACCCUCCACAUCAUCAAAGAAGGCAAGUCCCAACAAACAGGGCCCGGCCAAGUCACAGUCGCAUAUACCAACAUCUUGGUGUUAGAGACUUGAGAGAAAUAAUAGACCGUAAACGUCAAGAACGAGGCCAAAUUAAUGAGUGUGGUGUGCCCCCUUCUGAUCCUUCCUAUAAUUAUUUAAAGGAUCCUUUAAGAGAAAGUGCAGAACAAAAUGUUCAAGAGUCGAGGCAGACCUUUCCCCGAAAACCCAAAAACAAUGAUAAUUUUAAAAGAGACAGACAACAUCAAAAAGGACAAACAACAAGUCAAGUAAAAUAUAAUGAUAUCAAAAAUCCAUUAAAUAUAAAAGUUGAAUUUUCAACUUCAACUGGAGAACAUGUAUAUAAAUUGGAUGAAAGUUUAGUUUUACCAACAAUAAAACAUGUGCCUGAUCACAGGCCAGUUCAAAACCGUUCAUUUAGAGGCAGAGGACGAGGGCGUGGAAGAGGACCAAGAAGUUAUCAUACCAGAACGAUCAGAAACAACAGAUGGCAAAAUGAAUCAGUUUCAGGUAAAGUUACAAAUGCUGAAGGAAUAACACCAAUUUCAAGUACGACUGAAGAAAAUUGGGAUGAUGAAGUAACUAAAACAAGAGACAUUAGUGAACAGGAGUCUCAAGAAUGUAAAGAAUAUGAUGACGUAGAAGGUCAAGAAGAACCUCAGAGUGAACUGAAAAUACAACAGGUUAAUGAUGAUGAAAAUGUUGUUUUACAAAAGGGUAUUGAAAAUUUAACGAUGAAUGAAAGUGAGACUUUACAAGUACCAUGUAAAAAUGAAGAAUGUACCUCUGAAAGCAUAUAAUGCAGUUUUCUGUUAUUACUACAAAGGUAAUCAAGAGUAUAAUCUAUUCUAAAUUAUUUUAAACUGAAGUAAUACCCUUCAAAGUACUUAAAGUACUUAUUUAAUAAAUGUUUUAAUUGUAUUAAUAUUUUAUUUAUGAUUUCAUAAUUAAUGUAAACUACUAUAACUAUGUUUUAUUAACAACAAAAUUUAAUUUAUUUUGUACAGAUUGGAGAUUAUAUAUUAUGUAUCAUAUUAACAUGGAUUUUUGUAUAUGCACGUUUCAAAAGUUAUAAAGUGAAAUUUGCAGUUAUUAUAUUUUCUUUUGACAGUUGAAUGAAGCUCUGACCACAGUGCUCAUGUUGUCUGUUAAUCAAUCUAGAUUGCCCACCUGGUUUCUCUAUCCAAGUCUUUUGUUUUUUAAAAGUAACUUCACAAGUUGCAACGUGUCCACUAUUGAAUUUCACUUCUAUGGACUUCCAAAAAUUAAAUAAUCAGGUUCAUAUCUUUUAUUAACUUAAUUCAUAUUUUUGAAACAUGUAUAUAAAAAAUGUAGUGUAUGCAUGAAACAUGAAGCAAACGAACAACAGUAAAAGUAAGAUCAUUUUUCAAAAAAAAAUCUUCGUAUUUAAUAAUUGUGCAAAUAAAUAAAAUUUGUGGCAAAUCUAUAAUUUCUUACGAAGGAUUUCGUAAGAAAUUGAUAGCUGCCAUUUGCCAUAAAUUAAUUAAUGAUCUCUGCAUUGUAAAUUAACAAAAAAUUAAGUGACAACUAGGAUUUUUGUUGAAGAACGACUUACCGAUUGUACUUAGUUUGCUUCAUUUUUAACAGUGCUGUAGUUUUUAAAACGAUUGGUUGUGAUAUUGGCAAUAAUAACGCAUUUUAAUAAGCGAACUAAUUUAUUAUAUUUAUGAUAGAAUUUUACAUAAAUGUAUUAAAAAACACAGAGUUUU
Messenger RNA from Zophobas morio, 2873 nucleotides. RefSeq lists its product as uncharacterized. The transcript has 4 exons. NCBI's taxonomy places the organism in Eukaryota, Metazoa, Arthropoda, Insecta, Coleoptera, Tenebrionidae. The record is from RefSeq and is a predicted model, not a curated record. The coding region runs from base 1038 to 1943 and encodes 301 amino acids.